Messenger RNA from Dentiscutata erythropus, 723 nucleotides. The record is from the annotation of a GenBank genome assembly. Lineage: Eukaryota; Fungi; Glomeromycota; Glomeromycetes; Diversisporales; Gigasporaceae.
AUGAAUUUGGUUGAUGAAACAAGCUUUGUGACUGAGUUUCUCAGUACCUUGAGUACACGACCCGUAAAGUAUCCGCAAGAUUUUGCACCACCUGCUCAAACACGACCAAGACCACCUGUUAGGACCACACUUUCGCAUGGUAAUAGGAAUAAGUCAACAGGAAAACAAAAACCACAAGAGACGCCCCAGGAAUUUGAAUCUUCUCAAGGAGUAGGCAUACCGAUCCAAGUCCACGUAAAAUCGUUAAAGGGUGGUCAAACACAUACGGUUCAAUUAAGUAAUUCGGAAACUGUUCAUAAUUUAAAAGAAAGAUUAUGGCCACUUGUUUUAAUUUCUCCCGUAAACCAAAGAUUGAUAUUUAAGGGGAAAGCGUUAGUUGAUAACAAGACUUUGUUUGAAUAUGGUAUAAACGAUGGUACUACAGUUCAUCUAGUCCAGAAGUCCGGAACAAGUAGUUCUGGACCGACAAUUACAGAUGCACCGACUACUUCGUCUCAAGAAGCCCCACAAAAUACUAAAGAGCAUAAAUUACACCAACUUUCUCCUGAAGCAAUGGAAAAAUUGAAAGAUCCACAGUUUUUGCUCUCGUUGCGAUCAUUUUUACGUAGCCAAUUUUCGGAUAGUGAUGAUGCUGAUCAUGUUUUAAAAGAUUUUAUUAAUAUAUAUCAAGAACAGAAUGGCAAAAUUACAAUUGAAGAUUUGGAAAAACUUGUAAAAGAUUAA